CGGUUGAACUACCCCCAGGCUGGGGGCGUGCGCGGGCCUCCGCCUUGGCUAGGCGCGCCCCGCGCUGCCAUGGCGACAGCUCGGGGCGGCCAUGGCGGAGGAGAAGGAGGGAGCCGCCGCGGAGGCUGCAAUAGCAGAUAUUCAGAAAAAGAUUACAGAAGCUUUUGAAGUGUUUGACCAUGAAAGUAAUAAAACUGUGGAUGUCAGAGAAGUUGGUACAAUCAUAAGGUCAUUAGGUUGCUGCCCAAGUGAGGCGGAACUACAUGAUCUGCUUGCAGAGGUAGAAGAAGAAGAACCUACUGGGUAUAUUCAUUUAGAAAAAUUUCUUCCAAUGAUGACUAAAGUAUUAAUGGAAAAAAGAUACCGGCCUGUUCCAGAAGAUGUUCUUUUGCAUGCAUUUGAGGUGUUAGAUCAGAAUAAAAAUGGAUAUCUUACAAAACAGGAGUUAAUCAAAUGCAUGACUGAAGAAGGUGAGCCUUUUACACAGGAAGAAAUGGAGGAAAUGCUGUCAGCUGCUAUAGAUCCAGAAACAAAUAAAAUUCGUUACAAAGACUACAUUUCAAUGAUGGUAGUAGAUGAAAAUUAAGUGCUUUACACAGAGUUAAGGUUAUGUUGGUAUAAAUUUGAAGUUGGGGUGGAUGUACAUUCUUUAGCAUGACUUUUGAGGUCCAAAUAUGACCUAGCUGUUGUAAUUCAAAUAAAACCUUCCUGAAGGUAUUUCCUUGGGUCUUGUAUUUUUUAAACACAAGGAAGGUUUUUAGAGUGCCUGGGAUAAAAGAGGAUAUCAAAAGGAAUAUUGUAUAGGAGACAGAAAAGAGGAAAGACUGAAAACAGACAUUGUUUUGCUUCACUAUAAUGUCAAUAUUUGGAGUCGGAGGCAAUAAAUGAUUUUAUAAUUAUACUUGAGAAAGUAAGGGGGAAAUGAGACUGAAGUUUCAAGAGUCACUACUGAGAUUCAAAUUGCUACUAAUAACAUCUUAGAGGUGUAGAAUUCUUCCACUUCCAGUUAACUAAUUGACCUAGUAUACACUCAACUCCCUGAGUGCCUCAGUCCAGUGCACUUCCCUAGCUUGUUCUCUUACAUUAUCAAAAUAGGGGACCACAAUUGCAGACUUUUUCUUGAUCUUUCUUUUUUAAAGCAAAGUGAAUCAAUUUGGUAUUAUUCAAUUUAAGGUUGCAUUUUAUGAUCAGUUCUUCUAUAAUAGCCUCAUCACUUACAAAACCAAAUAUAAAAUAGCAUCACUUCUUGUUGUUUCAGUGAGCGUUCAGUGAAGAAAUCAGUAGUCCAUUUGUGUUAGAAAUAUCUGGGGCCUACCCAUUAUUGCUAGCAUUUGCUUUCCAGUCUAUCUGGGGAGUUGAAAUUUCCCAUAGUGGCACACUUUGCUGUUGUGUUUACCUUUCUAAUAACAAUACAGAGUUCUCUAGGUAAAUCUGACCUAAGGGUUUCUAGCAGACUUCCAGCCCUAUCACAGGAGUAUCUGUUUUAAUAUCUUCGUGCAAAUCAGUUUUGACUCAGAUUCUGUUUUAUCGGUACCAUCCAUUCUUACCUCUUUACAGCCUGCCACGUAGUUAUCAUAUAAUGCUACCACUACUGUUACUUUUAUUUCUCAUCCCUCCUGACCUGGCUUUCCUCUUCCCAUAUACUAAGACAUCUCUUCUAACCUUCUGUUACCCAUGCAGCCUUCCCUAAGCUUUCCUCCAUCACUUCCUCAAAUUUCUGCCUGGACUCCACAGUAGCCUCCAUCUGCACUCCACUUUGGAUCUUUUCUUCCAUGAGUUCCAUUAAAAAUCCUCUCACAGGUACUCCAGUGAAGUAAUGUAUGUGCCACAGAUUUUGUGUCCAUUACUUUUUAUUUUCUCUCCAGUUCUCUGAAUCUCCUGCACUGCUGCUUCAUUCAUCAUCACCAUCUUCUCUUCCUUGUCCCCACAUUUAAUAAAAGAAACAAACUGAUUCUCUGUUUUCUGAACAAUUCCUCCCUCCUGAUGCUUGGCUUGUUAAGUCUUGAUCAACCCUGUCCCUUUAUUUAGAUUCAGCAGUUAACUGUCAGUUGUGAUCAAAGACAGGGAGCUUUCCUCCUGUUUUCAGCUACAAAGGCCUCUGUCCACCUCAAAACAGCACUCCAAAUUAUAAAUUGCAGCCAAGCAAACCAGUGGGCAACAAAUGCAUUCACUUACUUCAAGAAACAAGAUCUGUGCCUUUCUCAGUAAGGAUGAUGCCUGUGCAAAGUCCCUUGUUCUCUGGUUCCUGGGCAGCCCGCCUUUAAAUUAUAAAUUUUGGUCGGCUUUGAAUGGAAAAAUAAAAGUGAGAAAAUCAGAAAUCCUUGUUUAAAAAUAAGGAAAUUAUGGAAGAAGAGUUGGAAGAGACCAUUAUGGGUAAAUGUCAUGCAUUUACAUUGUUUUACUAUUAACUCUAUUAAUUAUUUAUCAGCAAAUUAUUUGGUUUUGUGU
This is a messenger RNA of Gavialis gangeticus (Gharial), 2448 nucleotides long. RefSeq names its product EF-hand calcium binding domain 2 (gene EFCAB2). Gene Ontology annotation, molecular function: calcium ion binding. The transcript is spliced from 7 exons. The record is from RefSeq and is a predicted model, not a curated record. Lineage: Eukaryota; Metazoa; Chordata; Crocodylia; Gavialidae. Bases 92 to 586 code for a protein of 164 amino acids.